CUUCUGGGGCAGUCAGGCCUCCGCCUAUAAGUCCAGGGUGCCAACUGCUCUUGGCCACCACUUCCCCUUCACCUCCUGGCACCCACCGUCAAUCAGACCCUGUUGCUUUGAUUAGCUUCCCAUUGGACCUCUCACAAUGGCAUGCCCCCUCGACCAAGCCAUUUGCCUUCUAGUUGCCAUCUUCCACAAAUAUUCAGGCAAGGAAGGUGAUAAGAACACUCUAAGUAAGAGAGAGUUGAAGGAGCUGAUCAAGAAGGAGUUGACCAUUGGAGAGAAAUUGAACGACACGGAGAUCCAGGGACUGAUGAAGGAUCUGGACCGCAACGGAGACCAAGAGGUGAACUUCCAGGAGUACGUCGCUUUCUUGGGCGCCUUGGCGAUGAUUUACAACGAAGCUUUGAAAUCAUAAAUGUAGGCUGGCCCAGGUGGGGCAAGGUGUUGUGGUCUGGAAUUAUACCUCCGCAAGGGGUUUAACGUCCAAUAAAAUUUAAGUUUUGUAAAGUU
Molecule: messenger RNA, 504 nt
Organism: Rhineura floridana
Lineage: Eukaryota; Metazoa; Chordata; Lepidosauria; Squamata; Rhineuridae
Product: protein S100-A6-like
Exons: 3
Coding region: 137-409 (90 amino acids)
Cellular component (GO): cytoplasm; nucleus; perinuclear region of cytoplasm
Molecular function (GO): S100 protein binding; calcium ion binding
Source: RefSeq, a predicted model, not a curated record